GCCGCACAGCUGCUGCUCAUUGUGUUCACAGUAGGACAGAAGCUACAGGGCACCCGUGUUGCUUGGCUGGCCUUGCCCAGCCUCUCCACUUUCAGGGCCAUGAUAGCCUCCCGGCUUCUUUUGGCAAGGUCUUCCACUGUGUUGGAGGGUGUUUUGAAGUGGGCUUCAUGCACACAAGCUGACCUCAAGCCCGGCCAGCUCCUUCCACUACAGGCAUCAUCUAGAUUGCUCUCUGUGGCCGUUGUAGACCACGCUAAACACCGGGAGCCCUCUGGAAAGAAGCUGCUGUCCGAGAAAAAACUGAAAAGACAUUUCGUGGAUCACCGGAGAGUGCUGGUCCGUGGAGGAAAUGGAGGCUCUGGCAUGAGCUGCUUCCACAGUGAGCCCCGCAAGGAGUUUGGAGGCCCUGAUGGCGGGGAUGGAGGAAAUGGUGGACACAUCAUCCUGAGAGUUGACCAGCAAGUCAAGUCCCUGUCAUCAGUCUUAUCCCAGUACCAGGGUUUCAGUGGAGAAAAUGGUGGCAGUAAAAACUGUUUUGGGCGAGGUGGUGACACCCUCUAUGUCCAGGUUCCUGUGGGUACCUUGGUGAAAGAAGGAGGUGAGAUCGUGGCUGACCUAUCUUACCCAGGAGACGAGUACAUCGCUGCACUGGGGGGUGCAGGGGGGAAAGGCAAUCGUUUUUUUCUGGCCAAUGACAACCGUGCCCCUGUAACUUGCACCCCUGGACAACCAGGUCAGGAGCGGGUUCUCUACCUGGAGCUCAAGACAAUGGCCCAUGCUGGGAUGGUUGGCUUCCCCAAUGCUGGGAAAUCCUCUCUCCUUCGAGCCAUUUCAAACGCAAAACCCGCUGUAGCUUCCUACCCCUUCACCACCUUGAACCCUCACGUGGGGAUCGUCCACUAUGAAGGCCACCAACAGGUAGCAGUGGCAGACAUCCCGGGCAUCAUCCGAGGCGCACACCGCAACAAGGGCCUGGGGCUCAGCUUCCUCAGGCACAUUGAGCGCUGUCUCUUCUUCCUGGUCGUGGUGGAUCUGUCUCUGCCUGAGCCAUGGACUCAGGUUGACGACUUAAAAUUCGAACUGGAGAAGUACGAGGAAGGCCUGUCUGAGAGGCCUCACGCCAUCAUCGCAAACAAGAUCGAUCUCCCGCAGGCCAGAGCCCACCUGCCUCAGCUCCAGGCCCACCUGGGACAGGAGGUCAUCGCCCUGUCAGCACUGACAGGGGAGAACCUGGAGCAGCUGCUUCUACACCUGAAGGCGCUACACGAUGCCCACGUGGAGACCAAGCUGGAGCAGGGCUGCCAGCCUCUCAGGUGGUAGUGGGCACAGGGCGGUGUGCCCCGGCGGCCAGCAUGGUGCUAGGCCACAGGAAGCAAAGGCAACCCUGUUGGAAAAUGCAGGCCGCUUGAACACAGAGAGAAAGUGCUUAGAAAUACAUGAGAGUGUC
Acomys russatus (golden spiny mouse) is the source of this 1447-nucleotide messenger RNA. RefSeq names its product mitochondrial ribosome associated GTPase 2 (gene Mtg2). The transcript is spliced from 7 exons. Bases 100 to 1320 code for a protein of 406 amino acids. Gene Ontology annotation, cellular component: mitochondrion. The record is from RefSeq and is a predicted model, not a curated record. Lineage: Eukaryota; Metazoa; Chordata; Mammalia; Rodentia; Muridae. Gene Ontology annotation, molecular function: GTPase activity; magnesium ion binding; GTP binding.